UCGGCUAUAAAAACCGGUGGGCAGAACGGGCCAUCCAUCAUUCGCUCUUCAGACACCGUCCAGUUAAGAUGUCUUCUCGACUGCUCCUGGCCUGCUUGCUCAUUGGUUCAGCGGUAGCUGGUGAAGAGAAAGAAGCAACACGAGAUAAGAGAGGCUACGCUAUCGGACACGGAGGAGGAGGAGGAGGCUACGGCGGAGGCAACGGUGGAGGCUACGGGGGCGGUGGGAGCUACGUGGUUGUAGGGGGAGGCUACAGCGGAGGACACGGCCCCAGCGCUUCUGACGUCGCCAACCAGGCUGCCGCUCAAGCCACGGCUGCUGCGGCAGGCUUAGGAGGCGCUGCUCACGCUGCCGGCGGGAGAGCUGCGGCUGCAGCCGCAGCAGCUGCCUCAGCUGCUGCACAGACAGCCCAGUUUGCAGCUGCCAGCAAGAAAGCUCAGGCUGCCCAGGUAACUCAGGCUGCACAGGGGGCACAAGCCGCUGCCUUCGCCGAAGGCUCUCUGGCCUCCAAAGCUAGCAUCGCCUACCAAGCUGCCAAGACAACAGCCUCCAUGGCCCAAACACUGGCUGCCAACGUGGCCCAGAUUCUGGCCGAGGGUCGUGCUCUGGCCAACCAGGCUGCCAACAGUCACGCUGAGCAGCAGAACUUCCUGAGUGCCCAGCAAACCAUGGCGUGGCAGGCGAAGCAGGCAGCCAACGCCCUCAACCAGCAGCAGUACAUAGUUCUCAACGACCUGGAAGACGCGGCAGGAGCUGCCGCUCAGGCCCAAGCAGCUGCCACAAAGGCCAUCUCCAAGGCCAAGGGAAGCUAUGGACAUGGGGGAUACGGCCAUUAAAUGGGGGCAUCUUAGCUAGGGUAUUACAUUACCAAUGACCCAAUACUGUCUCUUCUCUCAUAAUUUCUCUCCGAUAUGAUGUAUAGAUGAUUAUAUGCCAUAUAAUUAAGACUUUAUUAGUGUAA
Molecule: messenger RNA, 961 nt
Organism: Macrobrachium nipponense
Lineage: Eukaryota; Metazoa; Arthropoda; Malacostraca; Decapoda; Palaemonidae
Product: glycine-rich protein 1-like
Exons: 3
Coding region: 69-836 (255 amino acids)
Source: RefSeq, a predicted model, not a curated record